Molecule: messenger RNA, 6534 nt
Organism: Elgaria multicarinata webbii
Lineage: Eukaryota; Metazoa; Chordata; Lepidosauria; Squamata; Anguidae
Gene: TSPOAP1
Product: TSPO associated protein 1
Exons: 32
Coding region: 1-6534 (2177 amino acids)
Molecular function (GO): benzodiazepine receptor binding
Source: RefSeq, a predicted model, not a curated record
AUGGUCGUGGGCCCAGGCCAAGGUGGGCCAGCCCCGGGGGCCACGCCGGAAAACGGGAUCUCCGGCAGGGGCACCUGUCUCCAAAUAGCCCCUGGAGAGGAGCUCCCGUCCCGGGGGAGUUCUCCGUGCCCCUUGCAGCGAGCGACUGAGAGCCCCAGGCCAUGCACGACAGAAGCUUCGGCUUUCCAGUACGGGGUGAGUUAUCGCUGUCUCCUGCGGCAGAACCAAGUGCUCCUGACGGCGCUAGAGGAGCUGCAAUCCCGUUGCGCCAGCCUCAAGAAGGAGAACAGCCUGCUGCGCAAGAGCUGCUUCCCCGAGACGCAGGAGAAGGUGCGGCACCUGAAAAGGAAGAACGCUGAGCUGGCUGUCAUUGCCAAGCGCCUGGAGGAGAGGGCCCGGAAGCUUCAAGAAGCCAACCUCAAGGUGGUGAACGCUCCGGUAGCCGUGAAGGGUUCUUGCGCGGGUCUCUGCAAGAAAGCGCUCGUCCGCCAACGGGCCACAGACCUGCGAGAGCAAGCCAGCGCGCUCCUAGCGAAAGACCAGCAAAUUUGCGCUCUACAGAGGCAGUACCAAGAGCUUCAAGCUACAGUCACGUCCGGAAAGGAUGGUUCCCCUCGCCCGCCUCUCCUGGACUUCCGCCAGCUGCUCCGCGAAUCUCAGAAGGAAGUGUUGCGUCUCCAACGGCAGAUUGCCCUGAAGAAUUUCAAGGCGUCGCUGGGCCCUUGCAGCCGGCGGCUGGGAGACGCCGCUGUGGCUUUGGCAGUGGGAUCGGGGCCGCCCGCGCCAGCCAGGUCCGCCUGCUCGAAUGGCUUCUCUCCUUCGAGGGCCUCACGGCAGCGAGAAAAGCUGUCCUCAGCGACGGAGGCAGUUGGCAAGCGUGGCUCUCUCAACCGACCUCCCCCCCGGGGUGGCGAAAUGGUUCCGCCCGCCCGCCCGGCCUGCCCGGCGCUGUCCGUGGUGCUGAAUCGGGAGGCGCCGCUGCCGGCAGGUAGGAGUCCGAGCGCGGCGGUGUCCAGGCCGUCCAGGCAGGCCUCGCCGCCACCGCCUCCGGGGACCGGUUCAGGAACGUUUCCUUUACCCCAAGUGCAAGAUGGAGCUGAAAGCCCCGUAAACAAGCGGGUCACAACUGCCCCUGAGAUCAAACAACAAAUCCAGCAGUUGGAGUCUGAGCUCCGGAAGAAGAGGAAACAGUGUGAAAACCUUGAGCAUGAAGUGAGGAAGAAGCACAAGAGAUACGCAGAGCUUGAAACCCAGUUGCAGGACGUGCGAAGUGAUAAUGUCCGCCUGGCUGAGGAGAACGCUCUGUUGCACGGACAAGUGGAAUGGACAGAGAAGGUUGAAUCCGAAAAUGCUGACCUGAGGCUACAAGUGGCUGUGGUGUCUGAGGAACGGGAUUCAGCUCUGCAGAAAACCCAAGAACUCCAGAACAGGCUGGAGAGUCUCGGGCAGGCGUUGAAGCACAUGAGAGAUGUCGCGGAACGAAGGCAGCAGCUGGAGCACGAACACGAGAAGGCUUUGGAGGCCUUGCAGAAGAAACAGGAUGAGGUCCGACACCUCCAGCAGGCCCAAGCUGAAGCGAGGAGAGACCACGAAGGAGCCGUUCAGCUCUUGGAGGAUUCCUUGGACUGUAUGCAGGCCCGGGUGCGAGAGCUGGAAGAUCAAUGCCAGAGCCACACAGAGCAGUUCAAAUUCCUCUCCCAAGAGCUCAGACGGUUCCACCUCCACGCGGGGAAGGCGGCUCCUCCAUCCUCCUCCUGCUGUCCUCCAUCCUUGGUGACUUCAGAGGUCGCCUUCGCCGCCUGCCGGAUGUCUCCACCACUCCUGGACAGCUUCAAGGAGAAAGAUCCAGAAAUUGUCCCUGUGUCUCCUCGGUGCAACAGGAAAGUUCAAGAUGAAGAAGAGGCGGAAGGGCGCCCCCCGGCCGCCCUCCGGCUCCCCUAUCCGGUGGCGUCUGCCGUGGCCAGAAGUCCAGAUGCCAGCAUCCCUCUGGUGGCCUCCAAAAAACCAGUCAAGAAACUGGAGUCUCAGUCCAGCUCUUCAAGAUCCGAGUCCACGCAUAACAGCCCCAAAUCCUGCCCCACCCCUGAGAUGGACACAGCUAGUGAGAUGGAAGAACUGGAUAUCGACAGCAUCUCGCUGAUCCCGGAGUCGGAGCACCAUGGCCCAGUGAAGCUCCGGGUCUUCUUAGCGCGAUACAGCUACAACCCUUUCGACGGCCCAAAUGAGAACCCCGAGGCUGAACUGCCACUGACAGCUGGCGAGUACAUUUAUGUCUACGGAGAAAUGGACGAGGACGGCUUCUUUGAAGGAGAGCUGAUGGAUGGCCGGAGAGGCCUGGUCCCCUCCAACUUCGUGGAGCGCGUUUCGGACGACGACCUCGUCUCUUUCUUGCCUCCGGAGGCCCACGACCUCUCCCGGAGUUCGCCCCUCGAACGGAGUUUCCUCAGCACGAGCCUCAGCAGCGGGGAGAGGAGCGAUUACUCCAUGGAGGAGCUCAGCGCCAGCACCUCACCCUCGAGGCUGGAAGGAGAUCCGCGAGAGGGCGGCGUCCUCACGGCAGUGCCUUACCCCAGAAAAGCGGCUCUGAUCAAACAGUUUGGUGGAAAACUCCUGGUGGGGUGGGAUCCCCCUCUCCCGCUGGCCGGCGGCUCGGACAUCCAAAGCUACGACGUCUACGUGGACGCUGAGCUCCGGCAAACCGUUAAAGCCGGGUGCCAGACGAAAGCCGUGCUCGAAAAGCUGGACUUAAAAAGCAGCACCUACCGGAUCUCGGUGCAAAGUGUUUCGGAGAGAGGGAGCUCGGAUCGGCUGCGGUGCACGUUCCUGGCGGGGGGCGAUUUUGCCUUAGCCCCAAGCCAGCUCAAGGUGCGCAGCGUCACGGCUACGUCGGCGGAGAUUUCCUGGGCGCCCAGUAACAGCAAUUUCCUGCACACCGUGUACCUCAACGGGCAGGAGCGCAAUGUGACCAAGGCGGGCGUCUACUGGUACACUUUCCGUUGCUUGGACCCGAACACUUCCUACGUGGCGGCCGUGGAAGUCCAGCCUCAGCGGGCGUUCUGGGAACCGUCCCCGGACAGUUCAGAGCAACCGUUGUCCACAGAGAUCCGCUUCACAACGAUGUCAGCAGGGUCUCCGGACGCUCCGCUGGAUGUCCGAGUGGAGUCUGGCCCCAUGCCGGGUAUUCUGGUCAUUAGCUGGCUGCCGGUCACUAUUGAUGCAGAAGGGUCGUCGAAUGGAGUGAGGGUCACGGGCUACGCCGUGUAUGCCGACGGACAAAAGGUGAUGGAAGUUACCUCUCCAACGGCAGGCAGCGUCCUGGUGGAGAUUUCCCAGCUGGGGAUCCUCCAGGUGUGCCGAGAAGUAUCCGUAAGAACCGUGUGUCUUCAUGGCGAGUCCGUGGAUUCGGUGCCAGCACAGAUCCCCUUGGCCUUCUUGGAAGACGGCGGCUGCCCUUCUCCGUCCGAGUUGAGCUGCCUUACCUCUCGGCUCUCACGCAGGGAUACGCGGGCCGCCCAUGCCGUGCAAACCUCCCCAGCCCAUGGGACGGAGCUGUCCUCUCCCGCUAACCAUUCCGGUGCCAAAUUCACCUCCCAGCCCAGCAACGGCAGUGAGAAGCCUGUGAGAUCCUUGCAUGCGGAGGCAUCCGCGAAUGGGCGCGCCUCUCCUGCCGGCACGGCCGGCACACAGGCAACACCCUCAGAAGCGGCUGCUCUCCCAGGGAAAGAAGGGAACCGUUUUGGGCCACUUGCAGGUGGAACAGUGCCUGAAGAUCGAACCACACUCAGGAAGGUUGUGCAGGAGGAACCUGGAGAAGACAACCAGGAGCAACUCCACGCGGUCAGAGCGCAAGAAGCGGUGCGCCCAGGGGGCCACGUCAGAGACCGGGGGACCAGUGGCGCCUGCUCCGUGGACCAGGGGACGAAAGAGCCGCCGGCCCAAAGAGGGCUAGAAAGUGAUCCGAGCUGCCUGGGGACAAAGUCGCCGCCCGCUAGCAGGCCUUCCGUGCAAGGAGAAAGCAGUUCCGCAGAACCGGGCCAAAGCGAGAGGCAAAGUCCAGAAUCUGUGUCCGGGUCUCUGGGGAGAGUCAAGCUACUGAAAGAAAUCUCCAAAGAUGACUCCGCCCUGCUGGCGCCCAGGGGGGAGAAAAGGUCAGAUCCGGGAAACCGCCCGCUGGCGCUCUUGGCGGACCACAGCCGCGGUUCUGACCUCUCCGAUAUUAUGGAAGAGGAGGAGGAAGAGGAGGAGGAGGAGGAAGAGCACGAGGAGACCCAGCGCUCCGGGAGGCAGGGAGAGUCCAAAUGGAACCCGGGUGAUCACCACGGCAGAGAAAACGGAGAGAAGGACCCCGGCGACACCGAUAGCGACGAAGAGAUCCUGGAACGGAUCCUGGAAACCCCGCUGCCCAAAAACUGCAGCAAAGUCCUGUUUAGCAUCCCGGAAGUGACGGAAGAAGAGGAGGAGGAGGAGGGAGACUGGGAGCAGGCCUUGACCAGCAGACGGGUCCCCGGCCCUCCAGAAAAGAAGGCCGUGGGCGGCUUCCUGGAGAGCCCUCCGUACCCCCUCGGAAGGAUGGAGGUUCCUCCUCCUCUUCCUCCUCCUCCUCCUCCGAAUGCUCAGCCAAAGAGGAACCUGGAUCCUUCGGAGCACAUCUUGCCGGAAAGGAGCACCCCCCAAAAGUUCGGAAGAGAGGAGGUGGACGAAGCCUCUCCCGGGAGCUGGGAAUGGGAUUGCCACGGGAAGGGGAUGAUGCCUGCAGCGGAAUGGAGGAGACCCGCCCGUUGCAAGGAGAAGGCCCGCGGCCAGGCCCUGGGAAGCAGGAAGAGGAAAGGGGAGCCCCGGGAGCGGAGCAGGCCCACGCCGAGCAGCUCGGCUCAGGCCGGGGGAGGCCUGUACAGAGCACAGAGUCUCAAGGAGAACCUGGAUGUGAUCACCAGCCUGGCGGUGGGGGCGGAGCUGGGGCUGUGCAACUGGCCGAGGUUGGGGCCCGGGCCCCUCGCUCAGAAGCGGACGCUGCCCCGGGAGGCAGCUGGGGACGCCCCGCCAAGCUUCCCCUGCUGCCUCAGCCCAGAGAGUUUGGAGAUUGACAUCGAGUACGACUCGGAAGACGACCCGGACUUGACCAUCACCUCCACCCCGGCCAGCCAGCUGAGUUCGGACGGGCGGGCCGAGGGCUCCCCCACGGACUGCGAGGAGGGCUGGAGCGACAGCUCCGGCCAGUCGGGGCCAGUCCGCUCCAGCGGGCAGCGAGAGCUGAAGCGCUGCAGCAGCUGGGAAGAAGAGAAUACCGAAUGGAGCGGGUCCCCCGGGCGGUCCCCCGGGCACCUCUGCUGGCGGAAGGGGCCCCCGGGUCCCGGCGAAGAGCGAAGCAGGAGCCUGGAGCGGAGCCCGUCUCUCUGGAGAGCCGCGCCCGACCGACCUCGGAAGGAGGCCGCCUGCCUGCCGCCGCCACCGCCGCAAACACGGGUCCGUGAGACGCUUCAUUCGCCCGCUGCCGUGGCCGCCGCUUGCCAUCCAUCCGGCUGUGUGUCGUGUUCCUGCGACGCCGUGCUUCUCCCUCCCCCGCUCCCAGGCUUGCUUGCAUUCUGCUUCCUGUGCCGCGCGCUUUCCAAAACGGAGGGCUCCCUCGUUCUCCGGAGCGGGUGGCGCGUGGCAGGGAGCGGCAACCCUGACGCGCUGAACUCCACGUGCUGGCAGGCCCCGAUCCGAAGAGGCAGAAGGCCCCAGAGGAAACGCCGAGAAGUAGUGGCACCUCCCGGCUCCAAUUUUGGCGCUUGGAGGAGUCUUUCUCCCGAAAUGAUGGACGACGGGGACUCGGCGCGACUCUUCGUGGCUCUCUUCGACUACGACCCCGCUUCGAUGUCUCCCAACCCUGACGCUGCUGAAGAGGAACUUCCCUUUCAGGAGGGCCAGAUUCUGAAGGUCUACGGCCACAAGGAUGCAGAUGGGUUCUACAGGGGAGAAAGUGGAGGCAGAACGGGGUACAUUCCGUGCAACAUGGUCUCCGAGGUCCAGGUGGACAGUGACGGCGCAAGGAAGCAACUCUUACAAGAAGGCCACCUUCCGACAUGCGUGCUGGCGGAAACACUAGGCAAUGGCGCAUUUUCUCCUUCUCCGCCUCUGCAGCGGCCUGCAGUUCGUCCUCCGAAGCCUCGGCGGUCCAAAAAAGCGGAGCGAGAGAAGCCAGAAGACGAGGAGCUGGCAUUUGGAGCCCACGACCGUCAGGACCUUAGCUCUGAAGACGACACCCCAAGGACGAUGGUGGCCAUCUUUGACUAUAACCCCAAAGAAAACUCGCCCAACCUAGACACGGAGGCAGAGCUACGGUUUUGUGCAGGGGACGUGGUGACGGUGCUCAGUUCCAUGGAUGACGAUGGCUUUUAUUACGGGGAGAUGCAUGGGCAGGAGGGCCUGGUUCCAUCCAACUUCCUGGAGGCUGCGGCGUCGGACGGAGCGUUGCCCGGUGAGCCAAGCCCCGGGAGGCAGGUAAGGGGGGCGCUUCGCUGGAUCCGGGCCCCAGCUGCAGCUCUCAGAUGA